Messenger RNA from Daldinia decipiens, 2801 nucleotides. RefSeq names its product bifunctional 6-phosphofructo-2-kinase/fructose-2,6-bisphosphate 2-phosphatase. The transcript is spliced from 6 exons. The record is from RefSeq and is a predicted model, not a curated record. Bases 652 to 2271 code for a protein of 539 amino acids. NCBI's taxonomy places the organism in Eukaryota, Fungi, Ascomycota, Sordariomycetes, Xylariales, Hypoxylaceae. Gene Ontology annotation, cellular component: cytosol. Gene Ontology annotation, molecular function: 6-phosphofructo-2-kinase activity; fructose-2,6-bisphosphate 2-phosphatase activity; ATP binding. Gene Ontology annotation, biological process: fructose 2,6-bisphosphate metabolic process; fructose metabolic process.
CCCCGUCCUUCCCCGUCCUUACGUAAACUCGGUCUCAGCCGCCUUAUUCAGAUCCAUAGAUGCGCCUGAAAGAAAGGUCCAAACCCACAUUGUGCAUGAAGCACCCGCUUUCUAUUUGUGAAUGAUCAACCAAUCUGCCUAUUCGAUAUCUUAAAGCUUGUUUCACACUUGGUGCAGCACCUUCUGCGCUCUAUUCAAGCUUCGCCGGGCCAAUCUCUACUGCGAAUAUAUAUCUCAUUCCUGGGCUUUUCUUGGGACCUCAAACUUGACUCUUCUAUCAGAGAUCCAUAUUUCUAUCUUUUUUUGCAAACCAAAAAAAAAGUGAUAAUUUACCCCUGAGUCUGUUUGUGGAUACGUCCUAUGGCGAACAGGUCUUAAACUGUUACAUAGGCCUCAGCUUAUCCCCUGAGUUGGUAAUUCCUCAUCUAACCGAGGUCUUACGCUCUGACUAUAAUCCGGAGAAGAUCAACUUUAAAGUCGCGUUCAGAUUUCAAUCUUCAUACUGGCAGGCUGCUUUCCGAGCCAUCCCUUUCGAAGGUAAAGAGAAUAUAGAUCCGAGAGCCAGUACAAUUACUAUCGUGGCACCUGAUAUCUUAGACAACCAAAAACCACUGCCAAACCAAGGCUCCAAGCUAUUCUCAUUAUCUCAUUAUGGACACAUUACUUACUGCGGAUAUCGCCGCGAAUGCCCCGAGGUACCGGCGUAAGAGCAGCACCUUUAUCGACGGCAUUCACGAUGUCCCGGAAGAUGGUGAUAGGGCUCCGGCCCAGCUGUACAGUACUAUGUCAGGAAGGCUUUUCCACUCUGGCCGUAUCGCUAUUGUCAUGGUGGGACUUCCUGCUCGAGGCAAGACUCAUAUUGCUGUCUCAUUAGCACGAUAUCUACAAUGGUUAGGUGUUAAGACACGGAUUUUUCACCUCGGCGACUAUCGUCGAGCUACCGUCGGUCAAGGUGGCCAUGUGCCCGAAGACUAUUUCUAUCCAAACGCCUCGCCAGCUUCAAUCGUCUUACGCCAGAAAAUUCUCAAGAAGUGUCGUGAAGAUAUUUACGGCUGGCUCAACCACGAAAAUGGCCAAGUAGCGAUAUAUGACGCAGUGAACCCUACUGCAAGUGGUCGUCGCUCACUAGCCAAAGAAUUUGCGAAGCAUGACGUUCAGACCUUGUUCUUAGAAUCUUAUGUUGACGAUGACAACCUCCUUCGAGAGAACGCACGUAAUGUCAAAAUUGGAUCCCCCGAUUUUGCCAACAUGGACCCUGACGAGGCUGCUAAGUUAUACCUCACGCGCAUGGAGACCAAGAUACCGACAUUCGAGACUAUGGACGAAAAAGAGCUUAACUACAUCAAAAUGAUUAAUGCAGGCCAGAAAUUCUUCUACAACAACGUAUCCUUCAAUUAUCUCUCGCACCGCAUUGUCUUCUACCUAACCAACACUCACAUCAAGUCUCGAGCAACAUUCUUCGUUCGACCUGGUACUGCCACGGAAGAGGAAAGUUAUAAAGCAGAUCCGCCAUUAUCCGGAGAGGGUGAGAAAUAUGCUAGAGUAAUGACAGAGACGGUGAUCAAGCACCGCGAACAAGAACGAGCUUCACGGAUUGCAGAAGGAGGGUCUGAUAUGCCGUUGCGCCCGCUGGCAGUAUGGUGUUCAACACGUAUGCGCACAAUGCAAACAGCGGAUGUCUUUCAGGAGCUCGGAUACAAAGUUCGCCAACGAAGUCAGAUGGCCCAAAUCAACCCAGGAGUCUGUGAAAGGCUAAGUGAACGCGCUAUUCGCCGUCUCUACCCCGAGGAAGUAGAUAAGCAUGAACUCGAUCCUUAUCACCACCGCUAUCCGCGCGCCGAGUCCUACCACGACCUCGCUGUACGACUCGAACCAAUUAUUCUAGAACUCGAACGUGAGCAGAACGACUUACUGAUCAUCGCUCAUGAGAGCGUACUACGAGUCCUCUAUGCAUAUCUUAUGCAUUGCAGCACUAUGGACAUUCCUAAUCUCAAAUUCCCACGGAACGAAAUUAUCGAGGUCAUCCCAGGCGCGUACCAGAAUGAUGCUAAACGUAUUCAUAUCCCAGGUCUUGACCCCAAGACUGUCCCUGGCUCUCCUGAGGAUAUACGGAUUCCCGUGCCAGACAGUGAUGUUAAUACUCUAGCACCGCUUCCAGGUGGAGGCCUCUCCGCGCCUGCGGUACCGCCUAAUACUAUCGAAAAGCCACCCGAGAAAGUAGUCAAUACGGCGGCCGAAGCGGUGAUGGACAAGAUCACAGAUGAAGAUUAAGUCGUGUUAAAAUCUAGCAUAGGUGCUCAUAGAAAUACCAAGCAGGUCAUACCAAUGUAUCAGGCUACUUUAAUCUUCAGCAUAAUCAUAAAUAGAGUUAUGGUGGGAUACGUAUUUAUGAAGAGGAUAACUAUACGAUUCCUUGAAUACGGGAUGCGGCUCUAACAUCGCCGUAGAUAGGAUAGCAUGGAGGAGACAUAUUGGUAAUCUUCAGAGGGGAAAAAAGGCCACCGGUUCGCGUCGGUAUCAAAGUUUCACACAAGACUCGUCGCGAAAAUUGGCCAUUUAAUGCUGUACUAAAUGUCAAUCAAGUAAUCGUAGAAAACACGGUGAUAAUGAGAGUCUACGUGUUAGUGUGGAUUCUUCAGAGCUUGUGACUAUUCCAGCAAUGUUAACCACAUGAUAAUCCUGAGUCAGAGAGUAAGUAAUGCUAAAACUAGUGUUUAUCAAAAGGCAAUCUUAACUGUAUGACUUAACCUAACAGAUAUCUACCUAGAUAUUUAUCCGGGUAAAUUAAGCGAAUAUAUGGG